Pollicipes pollicipes is the source of this 2713-nucleotide messenger RNA. Its product is annotated as nitric oxide synthase-interacting protein. The transcript has 6 exons. The record is from RefSeq and is a predicted model, not a curated record. NCBI's taxonomy places the organism in Eukaryota, Metazoa, Arthropoda, Thecostraca, Pollicipedomorpha, Pollicipedidae. Gene Ontology annotation, cellular component: nucleus. Bases 70 to 975 code for a protein of 301 amino acids. Gene Ontology annotation, molecular function: ubiquitin protein ligase activity.
GUGCGUGGUGUGUAUGGCGCGAUAGGACCUGGAACGUUGGAGGCUGGGACGACAAUUAGGUGAAUCAACAUGACGCGCCAUGGCAAGAACUGCACGGCGGGCAUGGUGUACACGUACCAGGAGCGCAAGAAGGACGCGCGGCAGUCGGGCUAUGGCACUGACCAGAUCCGCACCAGCAAGGACUCGGUGAAGGACUUCGACUGCUGCUGCCUGACGCUGCAGCCCUGCCGCGACCCCGUCAUCACACCGGACGGCUAUCUCUACGACAAGGAGGCCAUUCUCGAGUACAUCAUCACAAAGAAGAAUGAAUUCAGCCGCAAAAUGAAACAGUACGAAAAGGAAAAGAGACAAGAAGAGCUGGAGAUGGAGGAGCUGGCGGCCGCCGAGCAGCGGUCUCGCCUCCGCAGGUUCGAGGGCCAGGAGUCGAGCAUCAUCAGCAAGCUGGGAGCCGCCGCCGGCGCCGCCGCCACCACCGCCACCGCCGGGGCUGGCCCCAGCGGCGACGCCUCCGUCUCCAACAUGACGGCCGACAAAGCGCGUAAGCUGCCGUCCUUCUGGAUCCCGAGCUUGACGCCGGCUGCCAAGAAGAGCGUCAUCAAGAAGCCGGACAAGACGGUGCUGUGUCCGAUGAGCGGGCGGCCGCUGCGCGUCAAGGACUUCAUCGCCGUGGUCUUCACGCCCGUCUGUGACCCGCACGACAAGACGGCGCUCAUCUCCAAGCGCAACCGGUUCAUGUGCCGCGUGACGCACGACAUCCUUGGCAACACGGUGCCGGCGGCCGUCCUGCGACCCACCGGAGACGUGGUCACCAUGGAGUGCGUGGAAAAGCUGAUCAGAAAGGACAUGCGGCACCCGGUGACGGGCGAGCUGCUGACCGAGGCCGACAUCAUCCCCCUGCAGAUGGGAGGCACCGGCUUCGCCGGCACCAACGACCAGCUAUCCACCAGCGGCGCACGACCCGUCAUGCAGGUCUGAGCCGGCCGCGGACGUGCCGUCUCCUGGAGUGUAGCCGGCCACGAACGUGCCGUGUCCCCGUGUCCCGGAGCGGAGCCGGCCACGGAGGUACCGUGUCUCGGAGCGGAGCCGGCCACGGACGUGCCGUCUCCUGGAGUGUGGCUGGCCCCGGACGUGCCGUCUCCUGGAGUGUAGCCGGCCCCGGACGUGCCGUCUCCUGGAGUGUAGCCGGCCACGGACGUGCCGUCUCCUGGAGUGUAGCCGGCCGCGGACGUGCCGUCUCCUGGAGUGUAGCUGGCCCCGGACGUGCCGUCUCCUGGAGUGUAGCUGGCCACGAACGUGCCGUGUCCCCGUGUCCCGGAGCGGAGCCGGCCACGGAGGUGCCGUGUCUCGGAGCGGAGCCGGCCACGGACAUGCCGUCUCCUGGAGUGGAGCCGGCCGCGGACGUGCCGUCUCCUGGAGUGGAGCCGGCCACGGACGUGCCGUGUCCCCGGAAUGGAGCCGGCCGCCCUACGGCGGCGGGCGGUUUGGGUGGCUGCCUUGGGCGCCGCAUGGCACGCCGGCCGAGCUUCGUGCGCCGAUCUCCGACGGGGCGCGUUGUGACGUCUGCAGGCUACAGAGUGACGUCUGUCGGCGCGUGGUCCCCGUCUGCAGGCCAUAGAGUGGCGUCUGUCGGCGCGUGGUCCCCGUCUGCAGGCCAUAGAGUGACGUCUGUCGGCGUGUGGUCGCCGGCUGUAGCCCGCAGAGUGCUGGGCCACACAGUGUCGUACCGGUGCCCAUUGUGCUGCGAUGCGCCAUGGGGCGAUGAUGGCUCGGCUGACGGCGGCCAGCAAAGCCAGCCGUGUGUUGGGUCGUUAGCUGCACUGCUGCUGAACUCCUGAGCUGGAAGCUUCAGUCGCCAUUGCUGACGUCCUUAUCAUGCGUUGUGUAUAGUUGCUGUGACGCUCUGCGUAGACUGUUCCCAAAGUUCCCAAGUCGAUCUUGCAACUUUUCCAUGAAACUUACGUAUUGCCCAGGUGAUCGUUUUAAACGCAUGUGAUACGUGCAAAAUUGACGUGCGAGGGCGUGAUAACAAACUGAAGCAAGCUGACGCGGCGACUGCAGUGGACGACAAUUCAAAUGUGACUCAUACCCUUGUUCCCUAGCGAAGGAUGUUAUCGUGCAAGGUCUAGCGACCAGUUACCGGCAUCUUAAUGAAUUUUUCUCCGAAUUUGUUUCAUUUUUCAUGGUGCAUUGUCAUGGUACAAGGAAAGUGACACCUGCGCUGCAAGUUGCGAUGCAGGAUGUGAUUGCAGUUAACUUACAUUCAUUGAAAAUGGUUUGCAGCACCUUUAUAUGUCAUUUACAACAACAUUUAAUGUCUCCUUACCGAUCACAAAGUCCGUCACCUGGCAAACGUUUGCCGCGCACAGCAGAGGCUCCGCAAGCGAUUUCAGUGGAGCGUAGAGUACCAACUGGUCCCGGUGUAAGACCGUCCAAACCCCGCACCACUCCGAACUGUGACCGAAUUCCGGCGGACGACGGUACGGCGUGAGUCCACGGGUGGGUCCACGUGUACACAAUUAACGUGUUCGAACCACCAAACGUCGCUUCGAUGUAAUCACUAACGCGUCACUUCCCCUUGGCAACUUGGUUGUGCCGUCGUAUACCUCUAAUUAAGAAAGUAAAUGAGUAAAUGUGUCGUUAGCGACGAGAAACUACGUUUAUAGUUCCAUAAAAUGUGAAUUUGUGGAGUGUAAAUAAAAUGUCCUACGCUUCA